Messenger RNA from Cyanidioschyzon merolae strain 10D, 1740 nucleotides. RefSeq lists its product as hypothetical. The transcript has a single exon. The record is from RefSeq and is a predicted model, not a curated record. Bases 1 to 1740 code for a protein of 579 amino acids. Lineage: Eukaryota; Rhodophyta; Bangiophyceae; Cyanidiales; Cyanidiaceae.
AUGGAAAACACACAGCUAGAAAACCGCUGUGCUGCUGUUUCAGUGCCGCUGGAUAUCGAGCUUCUGAAAGUAACGAUAGGCAAACUUGAGCAUGUGCUGGGAGCCUCAGAAGCCGCUGACUGUUUUCCUGGAGCGCUCGCGUUCGUUUUACGGCACUCGACUGGGGAGGCUGAGCAAGUAUCGGCGCGACUGCAGUCGCUAUGCUUACAGGUUGAGGCCCUCUUCCUACCUCAACUUCUUGAAGAGUAUUUCAAGUCCGAAACUGCUGACACUGAAGCACGAGGUGUGGAAAAGCCCCGUGUCAUGGACCCGUCACCAGAGCUCACAGAGAUCGUCAGCGCCCUAACAGAGACGAGAAGCCGCCUGGAAGCGUGGUCCCGCGACAGUUCUGCUUCGCUGACUCGCUUUACCAGCGUUAAACCUGAACUGCGUGAGCUCAUCUUACCCUAUCUAAAGCAGCUACUCUGCUUCGGUAACGCUCUCGCAGCCCGAGACUCCAUGGAAACGCUUCGAAUGGUCGCGCCGCUGUGGAGCGACCGUCAGACGGCUCCUCUCUAUGCCAUUUUCAGAGACAUUGUUCGUGUCUGGAAAUGGUCUGAAAGCAGCGGGUCACGCAUCCCGGAGCCACAUCAUAGCAACCUAGAGACGUGCAGACGCUGCAUUGUGGAAGCUGUACUAGUUCCACGCUUGGCGACGCAAAUCGGAAAUGGUACCGCACCCAUUCAGGACAGCGAGCUGACGACGUGCCGUAUGAUCCAGGACACGGACCCCGCGCUCUUCCAACAUUUCGCUCGAUUACUCAUCUCCAAGCUAGAUUACUCGCGGAGUAGGAUCUUCAUGGACGCAGCUGCAGUCGAUCGAGCGACAGCCACAAUGCUCCGCUGGGAUGAGGCGUGCAUGCUGUUUGUGUACCGCGCUUUCGAGGCGAUGCUCUCCUGGCAAGAAAAGCUGGCAAUGCUUCGAACGUUAUGCGAGGGACCUGAGGACACCACCGGUGCUGCCGCCGCGAUGCAAUCUCUGAGUCUUUGGACCGUGAGUGUCUCCGGUGAGAGACUUCUCGAAUCAUUCCUACAGGCCUUUGACAUCAACUUGACCCCCGACUCGUAUCUGGAUAAUCACGAGAAUGCCGAAUUAUCGCUUACUGGGAAAAGUCAGGAAGCACUCUCCCCGAUUCAGUCAUUAGAAGCACCGGUUGAAAAUCGUUUAACCCGCUUUUCGCGUGAAUUUGAGGCACUUUGCCGGCGUCAUCGCGAGUCCCGCAAACGAAUGCAACGGCAGCAGCAGCAGCAGCAGCACCAUCACCAGCAGCAGACCCGCACGCUAAGCACCACGACGCCUUUCGAGAGCAUCGUGGAGACGCGUCACUGUCCUUCAGUGACGACACAACAGCAAACGCAAAAGCAGCGGGUGUACAGGCGCGUAUUAGACGGCUCCGCUCGUCACCAUGCAUACACCGAAUCGUCUGCCGUGACCGUUGCCGCCGCGAACGCUGCAGGCACGAUGACAGUAGAAGAAUGGAUGGAGCUUUUAAGUCAGAAAAUUGCACAGCUCCGGAUGGUCGUCGACUCUGGAGGCAAGAGGAGUCCAGAAGAAUGGUAUCUGUGGGUGAUCCGACCAGCACUUCUGGUUCUCGCAGGUGACAAUUCCGCGACAUUCACUACUUGGGUAUCUGAGGCUCUCAAAAAGUUGGAGAAACAUUUCGGGUCGAAUGCGCUGCGGUGUGAACCUGCGAGUGCGUGA